Rotaria sp. Silwood1 is the source of this 1227-nucleotide messenger RNA. The record is from the annotation of a GenBank genome assembly. NCBI's taxonomy places the organism in Eukaryota, Metazoa, Rotifera, Eurotatoria, Philodinida, Philodinidae.
AUGUAUAUAUGUCAUUGGUAUCUUUUUCUUUUGUCUUUCAUUUGUAUUUAUGCUAAUAUCAAUAGUAAUAAUAUUCAUUAUCCAGCUAUAUUUAUUCCUGGCAAUGGUGGAUCACAAAUUUGGGCACGAUUAAAUCGUACAACUCCUACACCACAUUUUUUUUGUGCUCGUCAUUCAGAUUGGUUUGAAUUAUGGUUCAAUGUUCGUCUACUAUUACCUGAAGUUAUCGAUUGUUUUAUUGAUAAUAUGCGUUUAACAUAUAAUUCAACAACAAAAAAAACAUCAAAUUUAGAAGGUAUAGACAUACAAAUACCAGGUUUUGGUGAAACAUCAACUAUUGAAUAUUUUGAUUCUUCAAGUUAUUCUUAUUCAUCUUAUUUUGCACCUAUGAUAAGAAGUCUUGUUACACUUGGUUAUACACGUGGUAUUAAUCUACGUGGAGCACCAUAUGAUUUUCGACGUGGUCUUGAUGAACAAGAUGAUUAUUUAAAUAAUUUAACACAACUUGUAAUAGAUACUUAUGAAAAAAAUAAUCAAACUAAAAUUAUAUUUAUAACACAUAGUAUGGGAGGUCCAUUUGCAUUAUAUUGGCUUCAUCAACAAACAAAUAGUUUUAAAGAAAAAUAUAUUCAUUCAAUGAUCAAUAUUGCAGCACCAUGGGGUGGUGCUAUAAAAGCUCUUCGUUUGAUGGCUAGUGGUGAUAAUAUUGAUGUUUAUGUCGUUUCACCAAUUCGUGUUCGUCCUUAUCAACGUUCGGCACCAUCAACUGCAUUUGUUAUGCCAAGUGUUAAUUUUUGGACAAAAGAUGAAAUAGUUAUUGUUGCACCAACACGUAAUUAUACAGUUUAUCAAUAUAAAGAAUUUUUUGAUGAUAUAGAAUAUCCAAUUGGAUAUGAAUAUUGGCUUAAUAAUAAAAAUUUAUUAGAAGAAUUAAAACCACCUAAUAUUGAAUUACAUGAAAUAUAUAGUUCACAAAUGCCUACACCCGGUGUACUUUUAUAUAAUAAUCAUUCAUUUCCAGAUUUACAACCAGCUAUUUUACCUGAUGAUGGUGAUGGAACAGUAAAUUUAAGAAGUUUACUUGGAUUUAAAAAUUGGAAAAAUAAACAAAAACAAGAUAUUCAUACAUUAGAAUUACCUGGUGUUGAACAUCUAGCUAUUUUAAGACAUCCAAUGACAAUUAAUUAUGUUGUACAAGUACUUACAGGUCAAUUUGAUAAAAAAUAG